CUAACAACUAUCAUCAAUGAUAGUACACCUCGGGAAAAGCAAUAUUUUAGUCAGCAAUCAGUCUUUGCUCUACCUCAUCCUAAAAACCAUUCUUCUCACAUUCCAAACAUCAGAUAUCGCACUCGCAAAAAGAUGGAGUUGGAGGUGAGAGUCGUCGGAGGAAUCGAGACCUGUUUCGUAUCGUUACCAGUGAGCUUAAUUCAGACUCUCGAGUCCACCACCGCUUCCGGCUACCUUCCUCCCAUUCUAGCCCUCGAACUUCGCUCUCCUCAAAACGCUAACCAACUCUGGCGUGUAGCUUGGUCCGGUGCCGCUUCUUCCCAUCCCUUUCCUAAUUCUAUUCAGAUUGCAAAGCAAUAUGCCGAGUGUAUUGGAUUGUCGGAUCGUACGGUGGUUCGAGUAAUAGCACUAUCUAAUUUGUCUAAAGCUACUAUGGUUACCAUAGAGCCGGAUACUGAAGAUGAUUGGGAAGUUUUGGAACUUAAUGCUGAGCAUGCCGAGCAGGCUAUUUUAAAGCAGGUUGGUAUUGUCCAUGACGCAAUGCGAUUUCCUUUGUGGCUGCAUGGGCAAACAAUUAUCACAUUCAAAGUUUUUUCAAUCUUUCCGCUGACACCGGUAGUACAACUUGUACCAGGAACUGAAGUUGCUGUUGCUCCAAAAAGGCGAAAAAGAAAUAUUAGUUCAGGUGAGGAUUCCAUGAUGCAAGAUGAUAAGAUUUCGGUCUCAAAGGCACUAUUGAGAGUCCAAGAUACUGGUGAUCAAUGUAUUCAUAAAUACGAGGCUGAUGGAGUUGAGAUGAGAGUGGUUUUGACCUCUGCUAUCUUCAUUCAUCCAGAGACAGCCAGUAUAUACUCUUUUGAACCUCUUCAGACUGUGGUAAUAAUUCCCAGAUUGCUUCCCAAAGAGACCAAGAAGAAUCAGGAGACAGAUAGCCGUAGAUUGAAAAAUAGUGCAACUUCAAAGGAAGUGAAAGUAGGGGGUGCACGUGACAAGCACGAUAUCCAUCAAGCAAUGGUUCAUCUAAUAUUUUCAGAAUCAGUGGCGAAAGGACAUAUAAUGCUUCCUCAGUCUCUUCGGCUUUAUUUGAGAGCGGAGUUACACUCAUGUGUUUAUGUGAAGAGAUUCAAUGUCAAAUUGAAGAAAGAGAUUCCUUUAGUUUCGCUUUCACCUUGUGAAUUCAAGAUACUCCCAGAGAAUGGGGUUUCUGAAGAAAAUAAUGCUGAAGUUUUGGGUAACAAAAAGAAUAAUAAAAUAAUAACAACACUUCUCAGAACCAAUUCAGACAUUGAGAUGGGUACUAUUGACUGGUCAACCCAUGAGAAAAUUGCCACAGCCUUUUCUUCUGAAUCUAGCAAGGAAGACAAAGAAACGAGCGUCAAGUCUGAUAUCAAAAAGGGCAUUGCAGCUCUUUUGCGCAGAUGGUGUCUUGCACAACUACAUGCUGUCACGCUGAAGGCUGGAGUGGAAGUUAAAUCAUUGAUUUUAGGAAACACAACUUUGCUUCACUUCAAAGUGAAAGAUGACAGAUCCAUAAAACAUGGUGUCCAAACAAUGAAUGGUGGAGAAGCAGCACUAGAUGUCGUGUAUGUGUUGUCAAUUUCUGAUGAAUCAAUACGUGAUGAAAAGAUUGAUGCAUAUGAAGUUGCAUUUGAUGAAGGAAGCAAGUUAACUACUACUCCCGAAAGCUUAGAACCUUGGCUUGGAAAGCUUCAACUGGGCAAUGGUCUCUCCAUUAGGACUGUCAGGGAGAAAUGCUUUGCUAAAAGCACCAGUCUUACAAUUUCUUCAUUAGACUGGAUGGGAAUGGCUGCAUCUGAUGUGAUCAAUAGGUUGUUAGUUCUGUUAUCUUCAGCGUCUUGGAUGUUGUCCAGUGCUUAUGAUUUUCCGCUGCCAGGACAUAUUCUAAUCCAUGGGCCUUCCGGUUCCGGGAAAACACUAUUAGCUACAGUAGCUGCUAAAUUCGCUGAAGAAAGUGAGGACAUCUUGGCCCAUAUAAUUUUUUUAUCUUGUUCUAAGCUUGCUUUGGAAAAGCCUUCAACCAUUCAUCAAACUUUGCUUAGCUAUGUUGCUGAUGCGUUGGAUCAUGCACCUUCUGUUGUGGUAUUUGAUGAUCUUGAUAGCAUUAUUGCAGCCUCCUCUGAGUCUGAUGCUUCUCAACCUUCUUCCUCAUCAGCAGUGCUUGCAGAAAACUUUGCUGAUAUUAUUGAUGAAUAUGAGGAAAAGCGGAGGAACACGUGUGGGAUUGGCCCAAUUGCAUUUAUUGCUUGCGCACAGUCUCUGACUAAUUUACCACAGGGCUUGACCUCUUCUGGGAGAUUUGACUUUCAUGUUAAAUUGCAUGCACCUGCUACCACAGAGCGUGGUGCCUUGCUAAAACAUAUAAUUCUGAAGCGUUCUUUGCAGUGUUCGGAUGAUAUCUUGCUGGAUAUAGCGUCCAAGUGCGAUGGAUAUGAUGCAUAUGAUCUGGAAAUACUGGUUGAUAGGUCUGUUCAUGCUGCAACUGGCCGCUUUUUUACUAGUGAUUUGGGUGUUGGAAGACAGGAAAAACCUCUUUUACUUAAGGAUGAUUUCCUGCAUGCCAUGCAUGAGUUUGUUCCAGUGGCAAUGCGUGACAUUACUAAACCGGCUGCUGAUGGUGGUCGGUCUGGUUGGGAGGAUGUUGGAGGUCUUAAUGACAUCCGGAAUGCUAUUAUAGAGAUGAUUGAAUUGCCAUCCAAAUUUCCAAAUAUAUUUGCACAAGCUCCUCUAAGGAUGCGGUCCAAUGUUCUGUUGUAUGGCCCCCCUGGUUGUGGCAAAACACACAUUGUUGGUGCUGCAGCUGCUGCAUGCUCACUAAGAUUUAUCUCAGUCAAAGGUCCUGAGCUGCUGAAUAAAUACAUUGGUGCUUCUGAGCAAGCUGUACGAGAUAUAUUCUCAAAAGCAGCUGCAGCAGCACCAUGCCUUCUAUUUUUUGAUGAAUUUGAUUCUAUCGCGCCAAAGAGAGGGCAUGACAACACUGGUGUUACUGAUAGAGUUGUUAAUCAGUUUCUUACUGAAUUGGAUGGUGUUGAAGUGUUAACGGGUGUAUUUGUAUUUGCUGCUACAAGGUUGAAACAGACGCACAGAAAUGCACGGGAUGGAGAGUGCAUCAGUUAGUUUCCAGAUUUAUUGCCAUUGAAGUCUCAAACCGUUAAGGACUAGUCAUUGGGGAAAAAAAAAUUCUUUAGGUCAGAGAUUAAUAGAAUCAAUUUAGAAAUUUUUUUCUGAUACUCUCUACUCUCUAAAAGCUAAUGGUGCCUCACAUAAUAAUAAGGGGAAAAAAAGGCCAGAAACAACUGCUUGAAAGAACUUGGUUAAUAUAUUUAGUUAUUGUCUGUCUGUUGAACAUCUUUGUUGAGGAGAUUAUGAAGAACAAGGGGUCGUAUCAAGCUUAGGUGGUCCAAAAGUGUGUAAUGCUUUAAAGAUCAAGCUAGAGUCUUCCAACUUGGUAUCCCUAUUUACCAUGUUGAGGUUAUCGGUUCUGGGCAAUCUCAUGCGUGUCACUGAAAUGGCAAAAUACACACGGAUAUAUUUGAAUAGGUGUGUACGUGAGUGCUCGAGCACAGGCGAAGACAUCUAAAAUAUUCUAUAGAUCAGCAGCAGCUUUCUCUUUGACUAAAUCCUUUUACUUGACCUAUAGUUAUUUAUCUAAUAAAAUUUGUCUUCCUUUUACUUGUAAAAAGAAACUAAUAACAUCUGUCCUCCUUUUAGUUGUGGAAUAGGUGAUCGGGGGUUGGCAGCGUUAUCUCUGUGGCAUACAAAUUGGCAUGCCUGCACCCCUUGCCUUAUGACUCUUUGAGAGUGAAUACUACAUGCAACUCAUUCUACUUUAGACCAUGGUAUUUGUAUAGACCUAAUGAAAUGCCUGUGAGAAUAUCUCUACUGGAAAGUAAUUUUAGCUCAUGAAUAUUUUCCCUUUUUGACCUAAUGACAUUUAGCUUUAAAGGUACAUCAAGUACCUGUGUCUGAAUGAUGGAAUUGAAUUCAUCACUACAUUGUUAUGUGGUAUUCUUUUAUGGAAUAGUUAACAGCCGGUGAUAAAACUUGUAGCCUAACAUUCCAUACCCCUGUACUGUUAAGGUUGUCUAAUCAUGAUAUACUUCUGCAUUUUACUGAAUACUUGAUCCUUUAUGAAGAACAAGAAUUCAUUAGCCUUCUUUUCUGUGGAAGAAUACCAUGAUGCAAUUUCUCUGAUCAAGUUUGACCUUUCUUGUCUUCAUUUUU
Nicotiana tabacum (common tobacco) is the source of this 4242-nucleotide messenger RNA. The record is from RefSeq and is a predicted model, not a curated record. NCBI's taxonomy places the organism in Eukaryota, Viridiplantae, Streptophyta, Magnoliopsida, Solanales, Solanaceae.